Messenger RNA from Cloeon dipterum, 1863 nucleotides. RefSeq names its product transmembrane protease serine 11D-like. Gene Ontology annotation, molecular function: serine-type endopeptidase activity. The transcript is spliced from 12 exons. Bases 25 to 1797 code for a protein of 590 amino acids. Gene Ontology annotation, biological process: proteolysis. NCBI's taxonomy places the organism in Eukaryota, Metazoa, Arthropoda, Insecta, Ephemeroptera, Baetidae. The record is from RefSeq and is a predicted model, not a curated record.
GACACUGUCAAAGGAGCAGAGAAAAUGACGCUGAAAAGCGCAUUUUCGCUUCUUCUCCUAGGCUUUGCAGUUUGCGUCGCUCUGGCCGAGAAGGAUCGCAUCCCAGCACCGUACUUCACCGAUGGAGAGAAUUUGAGUACUGAGAACUGUGGCGUUCAUGGGGAAAGAGAUUGGAUAGUUGAAAUAGCAAUCUUACAUCCUGGAAAAUUGAAUAUUUGCUUUGGAGCAAUUAUAUCCCAUAGGACUGUUCUCACGUACGCAUGCGAUUUGCAGACAGAUGAUUUCAGAAAUGUAUCGGUUUACAUCAAUGAUUGCAUGCAAAAGAAUAAUUACAACGUUGAAAAAUGCACUGGAAGUAAAAUUGAGGUGAGAGAUGUGAUUUUGAUGAACAGCGAUCUCUUGAAAGAACGAGCGUACAAAUAUCCGAUGUACAUUUUAAAAACAAAGAAGAUGCCUGACAACAUAUCUCCAAUUUGUUUGUUCAACCGCGGCAAUCAAAUGGACUUGGUAGAGGAUCCUCAAUCAAAGUACAUUUCGUGGUCGACGGGAUUUCUUCGUGAUAUAAAUCAAACAUCGUAUAUAUCUAAUAUCGAAUCUAAACCUUACGGAGAAUUCUUGUCCUAUGAUAGAUGUCUCGUGAAGUUAAGUAAGCAAGUAGAAGUUUCCCAGCUCUUUCUUCAAACCCGGUUCUUGUGCUUGCGUCAGGAGCACUUUCUAGGUAACUUUUUCCUCGUGAAUUACUACCGAGGAAGGCACUUCAUUAGAGGCAUAUCAGUUCAUUAUUCUUUCGUUUACAACAAUUCCGCGUAUGUAGCAUAUAUCGAUAUUCUACCCUACAUCGAAUCCAUCGUGUGGAACUCGAAUGACAUGUCAGUUUUAUCCCCCGUCCCAUCUGUGAAAUCAAUCAGAGCUUUUAGGAGUUCUGACAACCUGAGUUUCUCAAAUUGUGGACGGAAAACAACAGCCGCCAGGAGCAAACGGGAGACAGGAGACGAGGUUGAAGACAUCAGGUCGCACCAGUUGAUAUUGGCCGGACGCAGAGCCCGACGCGGCGCACACCCAUGGCAUGCCGCAGUCGAGAGCAGCACUGGUUUCUCGUGCGGUGGAAGUCUCAUAUCGAAAAAGGUGGUUUUAACAGCCGCGCACUGUAUCGAAGGACAAAGAGCUGAGGACUUUGAAGUCACUAUUGGGAUGUAUAACAAGACUCUGUGGAAUUCUACUGACAUUCAGAUUAAAACACCCAGCAGGCUGAAAAUUCAUCCAAAGUACUCGAGAGGGAAGUUCCACUACGACGUUGGUCUCAUGAUUUUCGAAAAAGCAUUUGAACUGACUGAACACGUACACCCGAUUUGUCUGUGGAACGAAGACACCAAUCUUGACGCCGUCGCCGGAAGAGCCGCUUUGGUGGCUGGCUACGGGUAUUUUAAGGAUUACUCUCACCCUGCGACGCUCCAAGAGGCUGAAAUAACGAUAAGGUCACACUUGGAGUGCUACCAUAGUCUGAGGAAAUAUUACGGAGCGCGUUUGAAGCCUGGAGACAAUUUUUGCGCCGGUUAUACAAACGGCACAACCGUGUGCAACGGGGACAGUGGCAGCAGCCUCUCACUGGAAAAAGACGGAAGGUGGUUCAUUAGAGGCAUUGUCAGCUUUGCCAAAUCAAAAAAAGUCAAAAUUAAUGGCGAAGAAGCCGAAGUGUGCGAUCCUGACGCUUUUCCCUUGUUCUCUGACGUGGCUUAUUACAUCGAUUGGAUUGUGGAAUUCUCCCCUGACAUCAAUUUCGACUAUUUCGGGCGAUAAAUGAAUACUGAGUGACUGAAAACAAUUUUUGUAAUUUUUUACAAUAAAUGAAAUAGAUAAGCCCAA